Molecule: messenger RNA, 432 nt
Organism: Clunio marinus
Lineage: Eukaryota; Metazoa; Arthropoda; Insecta; Diptera; Chironomidae
Source: the annotation of a GenBank genome assembly
AUGUCAAACUAUGUUGGUGAUCUCAAAAUUAAGAUUCAAACUUUGCUUAACAACAAUUUUGACUAUAAAUUGGAAUUUCAAAUCAUUGAUAAGUGUUUCAAGAUUUCAACAUUCGAUCCUUUUAAAGUCAGAAAUGGUUCAUGGAUUUACUUGAGUUAUGUUACAAGUUUUUGGGUUUUCUUCAUAUUGAUUACUUUGAAGAAUAUUUUUGUUGAUUUUUCGGGUGAUAAUGCGAAACAAGUUUCAUCUAUGGUUGGAGCUUUUAUGUGGAUUCAGAAUGCUGUAAAGUUUUUAGUUUUUUGUUUCUGCAACAAAGAACUUUUGAUGUUGAAAAAAAUGAUUCUCGAUGAUGGCAAGGAACGUUGUAGUGACAUUGAAAGAAAAUAUCGGAGAAACAAUCGAAUUUUAUGUUAUUGCUUAUAUAUUCCUUAA